CGUCGCUCAGACUGAAGCUGAUCGUCGCGCAUCUGAAACCACCGCACUAACACCUCUCUCCAACGAGCCCUUACAGGCCGAUUUUAAUUUCUCAUCUGAACCAGCUCAGACGGACGACCAAGCCGCUGCCCAGGAAACUUCCACCCAGGAGCUCUCCACCCCAGAACCUGCGAGGAGCAGCUGGAACCUUAGUGGACUAAUCAACUCUGUACCACGUUCUUUCUCCCGCCUUCUACCUAGGUUUGGCCGUAGUCGGUCGACGUCAGAAGCUCAAGCUAGCCAAGAGCCUGCGUCUGAACGCAUUAAACGAACACAGCCAGCUGUAGCGUCAGCGGCUGCGGCUCCCGAGCAGGAGCCACAACCUCGCCGCCAUCUGAGCGAGCAGCCACCAGCAAAACGUGCCCGCAAUUUAUCCUACUCACUCUUUCCCGCUCCGAUUGAUCGUUCUCGUUACCUCGGGGAUAUUCCACCAAAGCCCACCACAACUGCCGUAACAGCACCCGCUUCUGAUUCUACUGCUCAGCCUGCCGAGGAAAGUACACCUUCAAGAAAAGAAUCUCAAGAUUCACCCACACCCACUGAAGGUGGCCGUGAAACUACUCCUCAGGAGAGCAAUGCCACGAACAAGUCAAAAAAGAAGCGCAAGCGCUCUCCGUCACCAGAUGUAAUCCCUAACCCCGCAGGUUCAAGCUAUGGCAUGGACCUAGAUUAUUUUUGCUACAGCUCUGAUAGCGAAGGAGAAGCAGAGCCUUCACCUCAGUCUGAACUUGACCAUCGUAGCAAGACUGCCCUUCGCAACAUUGCUCAGUCGGAAAGACCAGCGUCUAAGAAGGUCCGCUUUGAGGCGAGCCCGGAAGACACGCCAUCAAAACGUCGUGCUCGGGCUACCGAUCCUUACCGCGGAAGACACUUUGUUGGAAUAGGUGGUCCACAGACAUCAUCACCGCCAACUACACCCACACCAGAGCCUCAUGUCGUGGACCCACAGCAACGGCCUGGUUUCGUCCCCAACAAAUCGGGCACUUUUCAACUUGACUACGAUGCCCUCUCCGAUGACUCUGACACCGACACCGAAACUGUAUCUUCACCCAAGCUUCCUACUCCUGGUACCGUCAGAACUUCCACUCCUACACAGCUUGAUGCUUCACUAAGUGCCCAAUCACCUGCUCCUCGUUCUGCUGCGCGUUCUACACAGUCCCCAUCGACUCCUGCCCCCAAGAUCGAUGAGGAAGCCCUCGCUAGGGCCCGCUCCCAGGCUGAGAAAUACAAACCAAAGACGCCUAGUGGACUUCGCACCGCUAGUCGCUACUCUAGCCCCCUGACCGCCGUCACACCUGACCUCACGCCCGUGCCCGCGCCACCUGCCGAGAAAGACACUGAGAAAUUCGGAGACGAUGAGUUUGCAAAAGACGCCCAGUGGUUAUACAGCAUCUGCCCAUCCGGGGAUCUGAGCCAACUCGUUUGGCCUGAGAAGAAGCCCUUUGGUGAAGGCCUCAUCAUCAGCUCCGAGGCUCUCCGGAUUGCAAGCGAAAUCUGGGACCCAGCUGAAGUUGAUGAUGCAUAUGACACGUUUCACCGCGAAUUCGCAGAGUUCAAGAAAACUGCUGUAUAG
Molecule: messenger RNA, 1612 nt
Organism: Aspergillus nidulans FGSC A4
Lineage: Eukaryota; Fungi; Ascomycota; Eurotiomycetes; Eurotiales; Aspergillaceae
Exons: 3
Coding region: 698-1612 (304 amino acids)
Source: RefSeq, a predicted model, not a curated record